This is a messenger RNA of Dichomitus squalens LYAD-421 SS1, 243 nucleotides long. RefSeq lists its product as uncharacterized. Gene Ontology annotation, cellular component: mitochondrion; mitochondrial inner membrane. Gene Ontology annotation, biological process: mitochondrial respiratory chain complex IV assembly. NCBI's taxonomy places the organism in Eukaryota, Fungi, Basidiomycota, Agaricomycetes, Polyporales, Polyporaceae. The annotation marks the transcript as partial. The transcript has 3 exons. The record is from RefSeq and is a predicted model, not a curated record.
AUGGGUGGACCCAACCUUGAAGUCUUCAAGUUCUCCGUCUAUGUCUUCUUCCCAGUCUUGAUGCUUCUCCACUAUGGCAAUCCGGAGUGGUAUGCGAAGAACGUCCUUCCGUACAAGGACAAAAUAUUUCCGCCUGAAGACAGGCUAAUUACUAACAUACCUACCGAUUCUACGACACUCAAAGAGGAGCUUGCUAAGAUUCGGGCAAGAAACAUGGAGAGGAGGGCGCAAAGGGAGGCGGAA